AUGGCAGCAAUCGGAUCACUAGUCUUUUGCACUGACUGCGGUAAUCUUCUGCCUUCCACCAAAGGCACAGAUAGGAAUAUGCUGAAAUGCGAGUGCUGUGGUGCCGAAAACCAAGACACUGGAGCGAGGACCACCCUUACUCAGUCGAAGCCCUCCGACUUUCCAUCAUUUCUGCGUCAAAAGCUGCAAUCCAGUGUCCAGGCCGUCGAGCGACGCAAUAUCCAAACUGAUAACACGGUCAAUGAGACUUGCCCGAAGUGCGGUCGCGAAGAGGUUCGGUACACCAAUGUACAGCUUCGCAGUGCGGACGAAGGCUCAACCUUAUUUUAUAUGUGUGACUGUGGUUAUACGUGGCAAGAGAACAAUUAA
Molecule: messenger RNA, 369 nt
Organism: Beauveria bassiana ARSEF 2860
Lineage: Eukaryota; Fungi; Ascomycota; Sordariomycetes; Hypocreales; Cordycipitaceae
Product: transcription factor S-II
Exons: 3
Coding region: 1-369 (122 amino acids)
Biological process (GO): DNA-templated transcription; termination of RNA polymerase I transcription
Cellular component (GO): RNA polymerase I complex
Molecular function (GO): DNA-directed RNA polymerase activity; zinc ion binding; nucleic acid binding
Source: RefSeq, a predicted model, not a curated record